AUGGGCAACAUCGGGAGCAGCGGCGUCCACGGCCGGAGGAGGAGCUCGAGCCGCCGGAGCCACGACAACCCUCACCCUCCCCCGCCCCCUCCGCAGGCUCCGCAGCCGGAGAUCGCCGCCAACCGAUACGUGUUCGCGGCGGCGACGCCGUAUCCCCAGUCGCAGUACCCCAACCCCGGCGCACCGCCGCCGUACUACCAGUUCCCCGGGUACUACCCGCCCCCCACGGCGAUUCCGACGCCGCUCCCCGCCCCUUACGACCACCGUCACCCUCCGGGGGCGGUGCACGCGACCUGGGGCAACGGGCGGUACCCCUACGGACCGAUGGCGCAGCCACCGGCCCCUCCGCCGCCACCGUACGUGGAGCACCAGAAGGCGGUCACGAUCCGGAACGACGUUAAUCUGAAGAAGGAGACGCUGAGGAUCGAGCCCGAUGAGGCGAAUCCGGGGAAGUAUCUGGUCGCGUUCACGUUCGACGCCACGGUGGCCGGAAGUAUUACAGUAAUUUUCUUUGCCAAGGAGGGUGAAGAUUGUUGCCUGACCCCAAUGAAAGAAACCCUACACCCACCCAUUACAGUGCAGUUUCAACAAGGCUUAGCCCAGAAGUUCAAGCAGCCAUCAGGAACUGGGAUAGACUUUUCAAUGUUUGAAGAGGGAGAGCUUUCGAAAGACCUGGACAUGGAUAUUUACCCGCUUGCAGUAAAGGCAGAGGCUUCUACCGAAACCCAAUGUGGGAACUCGGAUGAUGGAGGCUCGACAAACUCACAGAUAACACAGGCCGUGUUUGAGAAGGACAAAGGAGAGUACCAUGUUCGUGUGGUGAAGCAGAUAUUGUGGGUGAACGACAUGAGGUACGAGCUGCAGGAGAUUUACGGGAUUGGGAACUCGGUCGAGGGGGAGUUUGAUGCGAAUGAUCCUGGGAAAGAGUGCGUAAUUUGCCUUUCUGAACCGCGGGACACUACUGUUCUCCCGUGUCGCCACAUGUGUAUGUGCAGCGAAUGUGCAAAAGUCUUGAGGUUCCAAACGAACAGGUGCCCGAUCUGCAGACAGCCGGUCGAGCGCCUUCUAGAAAUCAAGGUUAGCAGCGGUGGGACCGAAAACGAGGAAAACUAA
Molecule: messenger RNA, 1113 nt
Organism: Striga hermonthica
Lineage: Eukaryota; Viridiplantae; Streptophyta; Magnoliopsida; Lamiales; Orobanchaceae
Source: the annotation of a GenBank genome assembly